This is a messenger RNA of Fundulus heteroclitus (mummichog), 1830 nucleotides long. It is a transcript of the gene ldlrap1a, whose product is annotated as low density lipoprotein receptor adaptor protein 1a. The record is from RefSeq and is a predicted model, not a curated record. NCBI's taxonomy places the organism in Eukaryota, Metazoa, Chordata, Actinopteri, Cyprinodontiformes, Fundulidae. The transcript has 10 exons. Gene Ontology annotation, cellular component: early endosome. The coding region runs from base 99 to 959 and encodes 286 amino acids.
ACCCCCCCAUCCCCGUUCUGGUCAACAACACUUUCCCCUGGAAGACUCGCUCGCGGCAAACUUGGCCGACCCUUCGCAGCGCAGAGCACCGACCCGACAUGGAUGCCCUCAGGUCGGCCGGGAGAGCGAUCGUCCGGAGCCCCAGCAUGGCGAAGCAGUCGUGGAGCGCCGGCAGACACAGAAAGCUUCCAGAGAACUGGACAGAUACACGGGAGACCAUUUUAGAGGGGAUGACCUUUAACCUCCGGCACCUCGGCAUGACGCUUGUGGAUCAACCCAAAGGAGAGCAGCUGUCGGCUGCUGCUGUGAAGAGGAUUUUUGCCACGACUAAAGCCAGUGGGAAGAAGCCCCAGAAGGUUUCUCUGAAGGUUUCCCCUCAAGGGAUCAUCAUGUUGGACAGAUCUACCAACAAACUUCUUGAAAGUGUCUCUAUAUACAGGAUAUCCUACUGCACGGUGGACAAGGUGCACGAUAAAGUGUUUGCCUACAUCGCUCAGAACAACCUCAAUGGGACCCUGGAGUGCCACGCCUACCUCUGUUCCAAGAGAAAAGUGGCGCAGGCAGUGGCCCUGACAGUCGCCCAGGCCUUCACAGUAGCCUUUGAGCUGUGGCAGGUGGCGAAGGAAGAGAAGGGGGAGAGAGUGAAGUCUGGUUCUGCGGGAGACGCCAGCAGCAGCUCCCGCUCGGAAAGGUCCAACAGUUUGGGGAGCCUAAAAGGAACAGAUGCAGCGACAGAAAUCCUUUUAGACCUGGACGUGAAGGCGGCUGUGGAGAGUAAUGGGAAGACAGGCGAGGAGCAGCUGGAUAACCACAGGUCCUCUGAGACCAACAACAUCCCCGCCCCGGAAAUAGAAGACGGUUUGGAUGAAGCCUUUUCCAGCUCUGCUCUGGAUAGCUAUGGCUCAUUUCCAGACUGGCAGCAUCGCGUACUAACCCCCAGGUCUUGGACAUUGGGGUGACGCCUCGAGACUGGCUCGCUGAACCUGACUGGAACAGCGCUGACGGAAACACUCGCCACUGCUUCGGCUCAUACAAGGACGACGUGUGAUAUCUGGCCACUGCACAGCAGAGAAGGGCGCUGCCAUCAGAAGGAGGAGAGGCUGUCCUUCCUUUAACUUAAUACAAGCUUCCGAUGUAUUUGACAAGAGGCACCAGUGAGAACACAAGGCAACAAGGUGUGGCUCCGUGAAAUGAAGUGCGGCCUCUUCCUCUUGCUUUUUUGCACUUUUUACGCGCGCAGUUCUUCCUUCUUUGUGGAAACGGCACAGGCCGCUGCAUCUGCGCACCACGGCAGUAACAGCAUCGCGUACUAACACUACAGCUCCACCGCUGUCUCGCUGCAAGCAGAGUGCAGGGGCAAUCUGAACGCAUAAUCAGCAUUAUGACAGCAUUUGUUGUCCUUUAGUUCACUUAAUGGUGUUUUCAGCAUUUCUGGCUUUAGACAUAACAUGUAUGUGUUGGGUAUGUCGUAUAUUUGCAGAUGUUUCUUCAAAGUAUGAUUUAGAACAGAGUUUAACCUGAAGGGCAGACAAUGAACCUCAAGGCAACGGGAUAGUUCCUGUUGUCAGCUGUUAUGCAUUUCCUAAUGACUGGAUAUAAUGUGUAGUUUUUGCCUUCCUCUGCUAACAGAACUUCUUCUGUGUAGAAUCUGAAAAUGUUUUCUAUUUAUUUACGUGCUUGCCUCAAGGCAUGUUGUAAUACACCUAUAUUUCUCCCUGAUGCAAUGAAACUUCAUCUUGAAGGACCGUUUUAAUGUGCUUUUUUUUAAUCAAACAGCUUUGUACAGGAAUAAAAAAGCAUUAUUAAAUACAGAAGUUUUUUUGGCCCCUU